AAAAAAAAAAAAAAAAAAAAAAAAAAAAAAAAAAAAAUUGCAUAUUUAUAUUUCAGGCAUUAAUAAAAAGAUUUGUAGUUUUCCUUACUUGACCAAAUAAAUAAAAGAAGACUUAACAGUUGUUUGCGCAUAUCUUUAAAGCCUCUUUAUAGGUUUCUUCUUUUCGACCGCAAAGACCGUGUAGUGUCGAAUACUUGUCGGGCUUUAUUCGAGGACGAAAAAAAGACUGAAGCUAGAAGAUUCACGAAGCAUUCGUAUCCGUAUACGCAAGAAACAAUCUGUGGGAACUGAGCCAGGAGUGCAAGUUCUUAAGUUCUUGGCAAAAUCAAGUGAUUCGAUCUGGUCGACACAAACUCGCUUGCUACGUCAAAGUCGUUUAUUAUACAACAACUUUCAACAAGAGAAAGAGAGAGAGAGAGAGAGAGAGAAAGAGAGAGAGAGAGAGAGAGAGAGAGAGAGAGAGAGAGAAAGAGAGAGAGAGAGAGAGAGAGAGAGAGAGAAAGAGAGAGAUAUAUGUAUGUCACUGCAAUGAAGAUAACAAAUUUACCAAAAGCGUGCUACUUCGUAGAACUCGGAGAAAAAUAAACUAUUGAAAAAUUACUUUCUACAAAAGACCGGUGGAAUUUAAAGGAAACCUAUGACGUCACGAUUGACUGUCCAAGUUCGUUAAUAGCUCGGCAGAUAGCGCGAUGAUCGAGCGGAGCGUGCGCACCGUCACAAAUCCGCGCCAAAAGUUCAACAGUGGAUUUAAUGAGCAAAUUGGUGAAAGUAGAGAUCCAUUACACCGGUGAUCAGAAUACGUGGUUCGCUGUUGGUUUUUCGAAUUAUGGGGAAUUCAAACUCGCUGAUUAUUGUAUAUUAUGGACCGAUUGGCAUCAACAAACUCAAUUACAGGAUGCUUGGUCCGACAUAGAAGGAAAAUUAAUUCUCGAUAAGCAACAAAAUUGUGAAAAUUUCGCAUGGAAAAGAAGAAAUAAUCUGAUCAAAUUUACAUUCACAAGAAAGUUUGAUACUUGCGAUGAAUACGAUUACAUUAUUGAGAGAGGCACCACCCAUAUCGUAUGGCUAAAGGGUCGAGGUCCAUUAACUUCUUUAGCAGGAUUAAAAGUAAUUGAUUCUAAAACUUCUGGCAUGGCUAGAACAGAAUUGCUUCGGAUUACUCACAAAAAACCUAAAUUCCCAUCGAACGCCUGGCAAUUCGAUAUUAAUGUAAAAGGUGUUAAAGUACCGAACAAUGAGACAACAUAUUGGUGCCGUGUAUUCAAAUUACCAUCCCCUUUAAAACAAAAGCAUCAUAUUUUACAAUUUGGUCCAGUAAUUCAAACGGGUAAUGAACAUUUAGUUCAUCAUAUUGAGGUCUUCCAUUGUGCUGGCCCAGUUGAUUUAGAAGUACCGAUAUACGAAGGACCCUGCGAUAGUAUUGAUCGACCGGAAAAAACUCAGAUAUGUAAGAAGGUACUGGCAGCUUGGGCUAUGGGAGCAGAUGCCUUUGUAUAUCCAGAAGAAGCUGGUUUGCCUAUCGGUGGUAAAGAUUUUAAUCAACACAUCAUGUUAGAAAUUCAUUAUAAUAAUCCUGAACUUCAAGCUGGUAAAACAGAUUCCUCGGGAAUUCGUUUUAUUUUCACGAAAAGUUUGAGAAAGUAUGAUGCCGGAGUGAUCGAAUUGGGAUUGGAAUAUACAGAUAAAAUGGCUAUACCACCCCAACAGGAAUCAUUCAUUUUAUCCGGGCAUUGUAUAACAGAAUGUACAGGAGUUGGUUUACCCCAAAGUGGAAUAUAUGUAUUUGGUUCUCAAUUACAUACACAUUUAACUGGCACCAAAGUAUUAACUCGUCAUUUUAGAGACGGUAAAGAAUUACCUCUUUUGAAUUAUGAUAAUCAUUAUUCAACACAUUUCCAAGAAAUCAGAUUACUUCCUAAACCCGUUACGAUUCUACCCGGUGAUUCUUUGAUAACAACCUGUACGUAUAAUACUAUGCAAAGGGAUAAUAUUACAUUGGGUGGUUUUGCUAUAUCAGAUGAAAUGUGCAUUAAUUAUAUACAUUAUUAUCCUAAUACACGUUUAGAGGUAUGUAAAAGUGCUAUUAGCGACGACGCACUGAGAACAUAUUUUCGUUAUAUGAGAGAAUGGGAAAAUCAAAAUACGAGUAUAGAAAAGGGAAUAUCAGAUAAUUAUAAAAGCAUCGAAUGGACCAAAGUUCGCGUUGAAGCUCUUCAUGAUGUUUACCAGGCUGCUCCUUUAGGAAUGCAAUGCAAUGGAUCUGAUGGGUCUCGAUUACCUGGUCUGUGGGAUAACAUAGCCACAACUCCUAUCAGAUUACCUUUACCACCACCUGCUAGAGAUUGCUUUGAUUUCUCAUUUAGAACAGAUGUUAUGGAUUCAAUGUAAUCUAUGUUAACUUAGGUGUAGUAUUUCUCUUUUAAUAGUAAUAAUAAAUUAUUUCAAUUUGAUGUGAGAGAAAAAAAAUCAAAUAUCUAGUAAAAAAGUAAAAAAAAAAAAAAAAAAAAAAAAAAAAAAAAAAAAAAAAAUCAAAAAAAAAGUCACAAAAUUCUAUAAUACACAAUUAUUGAUCGUUAAUGAAGUAGAAUAUAUUACUACUUCUUUUUUUCUCUCUUUUUCAAUUUUGAUGUCAUAUUAUAUAUUUUAUAAUUUAUAUAAUUUAUAUAAUUUAAUAUAAAAAAAAUAAUUUAUGUAAGCAAAU
Messenger RNA from Vespa velutina, 2701 nucleotides. It is a transcript of the gene Tbh, whose product is annotated as tyramine beta-hydroxylase. Gene Ontology annotation, molecular function: copper ion binding; dopamine beta-monooxygenase activity. The record is from RefSeq and is a predicted model, not a curated record. Gene Ontology annotation, biological process: norepinephrine biosynthetic process; dopamine catabolic process; octopamine biosynthetic process. The transcript is spliced from 11 exons. NCBI's taxonomy places the organism in Eukaryota, Metazoa, Arthropoda, Insecta, Hymenoptera, Vespidae. The coding region runs from base 751 to 2388 and encodes 545 amino acids. Gene Ontology annotation, cellular component: secretory granule membrane.